AUGUCUUUGUUCAUAAAGUUGCUUAAUGAAAGGGAUGACAGAUUAGGAAAAUUAAGAUCAGAGGCCCACUUGAAAGGAGGUGAUAUCAUAGUACAGAAGCCUCCCUCUGGGCAUGCUAGAGCAGUAAUUGAAGAGCCUGCAUCUGUGAUGACAGCAUCGCCAACAGGUGAGUUCAGCGACCAAGAGAUAGGUCAUGUACGUGAUGCUCCUAUGAAAACGACUGUGAAGAAUGAGUCUAAUGAUGUUGAUGAUUUUAAAUUGAGUCUCAAACCACAACUGGAAGAGCUCGAUGCGAGGACAGAUACCAAGAUCAAAUUUCUUGUGAGGCAGAGAAUCGUUAAUCAGGCAUUGAAUUCAGAAAACAGCGAGUAG
This is a messenger RNA of Kazachstania africana CBS 2517, 372 nucleotides long. RefSeq lists its product as uncharacterized. NCBI's taxonomy places the organism in Eukaryota, Fungi, Ascomycota, Saccharomycetes, Saccharomycetales, Saccharomycetaceae. The record is from RefSeq and is a predicted model, not a curated record. Bases 1 to 372 code for a protein of 123 amino acids. The transcript has a single exon.